Molecule: messenger RNA, 6431 nt
Organism: Peromyscus leucopus (white-footed mouse)
Lineage: Eukaryota; Metazoa; Chordata; Mammalia; Rodentia; Cricetidae
Gene: Zc3hav1
Product: zinc finger CCCH-type containing, antiviral 1
Exons: 13
Coding region: 457-3420 (987 amino acids)
Molecular function (GO): NAD+ poly-ADP-ribosyltransferase activity; metal ion binding
Source: RefSeq, a predicted model, not a curated record
UCACCAGGGUCUUUCCGGGGCUGGGUGGGGCGAGCAUGAGGACGCCUCCAGUGGCCGCCCCCCCGCCAGGAUGCGUCACUCGCCUCAGGCUUAUCAAAACUCCACCCGAGCCCCACGAACAUCUUUACUUCCUCUCUUCCCGGUAGCUGCCUCGCAGUCCCGCGCUGUGGGGCUCUCACGUCUAGCCUGGAACCGAGGGUGGCGCCGCGCCAGCUGACCUGCCGGCAGAGCGUCGCUUUCUUCCCACCCACUCUCCCGCGCUGCUGACUUUAUUUAAAUCUGACCCCAGGACCCGCCGGGUGAGGUCGGGUCUCGCGUCGCCGCUGCCCGAGUUGGAAAGCGAAAGCUCCGCAAACGGCACCGCCCGCGUCCGCCCCUGGGGCCGCCCGUAAGUUUCGAUUCUUCGCGAAGCGGUGUCCCGCGCUGCGGCCAGAGCCGCGGCAGCCAUAGCGCGCCAUGGCCGACCCCGGGGUAUGCUGUUUCAUCACCAAGAUCCUGUGCGCCCACGGGGGCCGCAUGACCCUGGAGGAACUGCUGGGUGAGAUCGCGCUCCCCGAGGCGCAGCUCUACGAGCUGCUCGAGUCGGCGGGGCCCGAUCGCUUCGUGCUGUUGGAGAUCGGAGGCCAGGCCGGGAUCAUUCGGUCGGUGGUGGCCACCACCCGAGCCCGCGUCUGCCGUCGCAAGUACUGCCAGAGACCCUGCGACAGCCUGCACCUCUGCAAGCUCAACCUGCUGGGCCGGUGCCACUAUUCCCACUCUCAGCGGAACCUUUGCAAGUACUCUCACGAAGUUCUCUCGGAACAGAACUUCCAGGUCCUGAAGAACCAUGAGCUCUCUGGGCUUAACCAAGAGGAGCUGGCAGUACUCCUGGUCCAGAGCGACCCUUUUUUUUUGCCUGAGAUAUGCAAAAGUUACAAAGGAGAGGGCCGGAAACAGAUCUGCGGGCAGCCACAGCCCUGCGAGAGACUCCACAUCUGCGAGCACUUCACCCGGGGCAACUGCAGUUAUCUCAACUGCCUCAGGUCUCAUAACCUGAUGGACAGAAAGGUGCUGGCCAUCAUGAAGGAGCAUGGGAUGAGUUCCGACGUGGUCCAGAACAUCCAGGACAUCUGCAACAACAAGCACUCCCGGAGGAACCCCCCUGCCAUGCGAGCUCCCCAUCCACAUCGCAGAGGCGGGCCCAGAGGUCGAAGCAAAAGCAGAGACCGGUUCUUUCAGAACAGUCUAGAACUUCUCCCAACUGCCUCACCUCCGGAAUCUGGUCCCCCCAGCCCAGAUGUCACCAGCUAUAAGGAUUCCCUGGAGGAUGUGUCUGCAGAUGUCACCCAGAAAUUCAAGUACCUGGGAACUCAUGACUGUGCACCGCUUUCCUCGGUUACGUCCAAGGCUGCGGGUCUCCGAGGAACCAGUCAAAUGGGAGCAAGCCUGAAGUUCUCAGAGAAUGGGGAUCCAGAUGGCUUGCUUUCCAGGAAUCGCUCUGAUUCAUCCCCAAGUCAAGCUGCCAGCGGCUUUCAUCUCGACCUGACACAAACACGUGAGGCCAUGACCAUGACACCGGGCAAGCUUUCCGGACACCGCGUGGAUGUCGAGGGCAAGAGCGAGACUCAAGACAGCCAGCGCGUUCCUUUUUUUGAUGGUUAUGCCGGUGGAGCGAAUCUGGAAGGAACAGCCUCGGGAAUUCUAAGUAACAGGGCCACAGCCAACGGUCUAGGAGAAAUGGCAUUGCCCAGCAACCAUUGGAAGAGUGCAGCUAACCCCCAGGAUCUGCAGACCGUUGGCAGAAUUGCCGACGGUGGCCAAGACUCGGCGUUCCUGAGUGGUAAAUAUGGAGGAAACACAGUCUGGGAUAGUAAAUCCACCCAUAAUGCACCAAGCAGCUCUAGUCAAAUGAUGAAUGAAACCUCGCAUGUGUCCGGAAGUGCCGCAGCCUCCGCCGCUGCCUCCACCACCACCGGCUUUGGCGUAAAAGCAGCAGUCACUGAAAGAAAAGAGGCAGCGUAUUCUGGAGUUCAGAGUCUGAGAAGCCAGGCCCUGGCGAUGCCUGAGAAGAUCACUGCCCCCGAACAGGCCAGCAGCCUGCCUCGGUCACCUCCGCCUUCUUCGAGCCCCAGAGUUGCAGCCUUUGGGACCCUUGGCAAGAACCCCGCACAUGCCUCUGUGAGCCCAGCCAGUGAGCUCUCAAGGAUGACCUCAAACUCUCCUGAGUAUCCCCUGUGCUCCUUCACAAGUCCUGCGUCCCCUAGGAUGGAUGAUCGUGACCCUAAGGAGAUCUGUCAGGACCAUCUGUAUAAGGGCUGUCAACAGAGCAGCUGUGGCAAGCACCACUUCCACCUACCCUACCGGUGGCAGGUGUACCUAGCUAACGUGUGGAAGGACUUCCAGGACAUGGAGAACAUCGAGAAGGCCUAUUGUGAUCCCCAGUCCGAAGUCAUUUUGGUAGGAAAGCAUCAGAUCAAUUUCCAGAAAAUGACUUGUGAUUCUUAUCUCAUCCGCCGCCUCUCCACGCCUUCAUCUGUGGCUCAGUCGGCUAAGUCUGUCUUCAGCACCACAUGGCUUUGGUAUUGGAAGAAUGAAUUUAACCAAUAUGUACAGUAUGGGGAAGAGAGGAAAGGCCAGCCCAGUUCCAACAUCAGCUCUCCGUACCUGGAGUCUUUCUUCCAGUCCUGUCCCAGGGGAGUUAUGCCGUUUCAGGCUGGUUCACAAAACUACGAAUUGAGCUUCCAAGGGAUGAUCCAGACAAACAUAGCGUCCAAGACUCAAAGGCAUGUUGUCAGAAGGCCAGUGUUUGUUUCGUUGAAGGAUGUGGAGCAGAGGAGAAGAGGUUCAGACCUUCAGCCAGUGAUACCCGAGCCGAAGAUUAGCAUCAUUCCUUCCAGCGGAUACGAGUUGUUAGAACUCAAUAGCCAGGAUGUGGAGUAUGUCAAAAUAAGCGAACUUUUUAAAGCAUCCAUGAAAAAUUUCAACAUUGCAAAGAUAAAGAGGAUAUGGAAUCAAAACCUCUUGGAGACUUUUGAAAGGAAAAUGCUAAUGAUGAAGAAUAAAAAUGAGAUGCUCCUGUUUCAUGCAACAUGCCGUGCUCAUGUGGAUUAUAUCUGUAAGAAUAAUUUCGAAUGGAUCCUACAUGGAAAUCGGGAGACCAGAUAUGGCAAAGGAAAUUACUUUGCAAAAGAAGCCAUCUAUUCCCACAAAAAUUGUCCAUAUGAUGCAAGAAACAUUGUUAUGUUUGUAGCCCGAGUCCUGGUUGGAGAUUCCAUUGAAGGAAAUAUGGCAUACAGUAGGCCUCCUGCGCUCUAUGACAGCUGUGUGGAUACCAGGUUGAAUCCCUCCGUCUUUGUCAUCUUCCAGAAAGAGCAGAUUUACCCAGCAUAUGUGAUUGAGUACACGGACCCAGAAAAAGAGAAAUCCUGCGUCAUUAGUUAGGAACGAUGUAUACUGGCGCCGAAACCAUCCUAUUGACCUCUAGGACCAAAUCAUCCCCAGGCAGUAGACUUCUGUAUUUCCUUGCCAUGUUACCUAACGUCUUAAAGCAGCAGUUCUCAAACUUUUUGUCACCAGAUUCACAGGUCCCAGGUUGUACCCCUACAAGGGCCAGGCAGUGCUUUUUGUUAACACUGCACGCGCCCCCCCCCCACCUUUUCAGAGGUUUUGAAAAGUUUGUUUUGUCUUAACUUGACCAGUCAGGCUGGUUUCUACAUUGCAAUCUACUUCCAUCUUUUUCAUCUACUCUUUGGUUUUAUUGUGUAUGUAACAUUGUUUCAGUUUGGGAAAUUGGAGAGAAAUGUACUAAUGCUUAUUGAAAUAGGGACAUAAGAUAUUGCAGCUUUGGGCAGAAAACUUGCUGAAGAAAAAAGUUUAAGAGUUAAAUUUAAACGCUAUUGAGAGACACAAAAGCGGUAUGCAAUACUAUAUAUUAUCAUGCGAUGAAACUGAUCUGAGGAGCACAUUUCUUUCUCUUUGCAUUUGCUUAGAAGACAGACUCCAUGAAGUUGGCUCUGAAAUAUAAUGAUAAGAGACCUCAAGUACAGUUCAGAAGAACUAACUGGAGUUAAUUGUCCAUUUCGGCUCUUGGUAUCCAUGUUCUAAUUCAUGUGAUUACAGAGAAAGCUUCUUGAGGUCAGGCUUUCAUGGAAUCAUCCGGAUUUUAGUAAGAUUAAGUUGCAGAACGGAUAAACCCGAGUGCUAUUGGGAUUCGCUUAGGGUGACAGAAAAGGGUCACCAGGACCCAGGAAAGGCCAUGUUUGAAGGCUGGCCCUCGUAAGGAGGCGGGACUGGUUUGCUGGUGAGCACAGAGAGUGCAGAGGAAACAGCGCCCCACAUGGGCCUUUACCUGCUACCACAUCUGUUCGAAAACCGCAGAUGUGUUUUUAGAGCAGUUAGGACGCCUCGGCCAGUGUUUUCUUUCUUAUUUCUGAUCAGGGCUUUCCUUCCAAUCCCCCUUUCUCAACAUUCUGUACCAGUUACCACAGUUUCUGUUACGUUCCUUCCAGCAGACAUGGUCGGCAUUAAUGGGCAUUUGGGCAGAUUUUACACUUCGGAGGUCUCCACCAGUAACACUGUAUUGAGAAUUGUUUAGAGUGGGAUUCUUUUCUGGGGUGCUUGCCACAAUGUUUUUUAAUUCACUGAUUUUUCUUUUUUUUCCUCUCUGACAUAGAUCUUAAUACUGUAGACAUGCAAUUUAUCCCACUCCUCAGUAAGCUAACUUCUGGUUGGAUAUUUACCAGCUAUCUCUGGUUCAACAGGCCCAAAAUGACCACUCUGUUUGCUGCCUUCAAAGGGAUCAGUUCAUGGUAUGGUUGUGCCCCGCCCCCCAUCCCCCCCCCACCCCCAUAAACAGUAUUACCUGCUCCCUGCUAUGCAGAAGCUGAGUUCAUCCCAGGCUCCUAGCCUCCCCCAACCACUUACACAUGGCAGUCGUUCCCAAGUCCAUUUUUACCUCCCCCGUACAGGCCACUCUGGUGUCCUUGCAGUUCUUGGUGACUUUUGCAUCUAAAUCAGUGGUUCUCAGUGAAUUGUUCUGUUGGGUCACACACACACACACACACACACACACACACACACACACACACACAGCAGUAUCCUGUUUGUUUAAUCUCCAAGGUGCAAUUCAGAUAUAGUCUCCAUAUGAUUCCAUUAAUUAAAAAAAUUAAAGUUAAUAUAAUUUAAGAGGGAAACCAAAGGCCCUAACUCCGGCACGACUUUACAGUACUAAGACAUAAUGGAGUCGUUAGAUGCCUACAUUUACCAUGAGUCAGGAUGAGCUCAGAAGAAAGGAAUUGGAGAAACAUGAAAAAGCAGAGACAGAUGUGAACAUUCGAGCAAAAACUAACGGUACAAGUCAUCUGCAAGUGUCAGGACCACCUGUACAUGGUAAGAACGAAAUACCUUCAUUGAAAUAAAGAUACUGCACAAAAGAACUUACAGAUCGUGAGACAGAGAAUGAAGAGAUACGUUCUUGCAGACGAGCUGUAGGUCAUACGUGAAUGUCUGAUGAGACAUUCAAAACUCGAAUAGGGCGCAGAAUAAUUUCUUAUUGUGAGUAACUGCCCAAUGUAUCAAAAGAUACGUAGUUGGCUCUCACAUGCUCAAUGCCAGUGGCGCCCUCCCCCCGCCCAAUCAUGACAACCAUAGACCCUACUAGACCUGUUCAUCCUUCUAAAGGUUGACCUUUUUUUUAUAACAUCUUGAGAUGAUUUACAGGUAAUACAGUCUAUACAUGAGUUUAUUAAAACUUAAUUUAGUGCCCUACCUGUUUUAUGAUGGAAAUGAAACAUAGAAGGUCAGAACUUGGCAAUGGACACACACUGAGUUUCAGUAUGUAAGUGCUCAGGCAUGACUUCAUGUUGUAGUCUUUGAAAGAGUUGUUAACUCUUAUAGGUUUAGGCUUAAGAGUCCAGCAUGGGCAACUUCCUGAAAUGAAUGAAGUACAGGAAAGUGAAAGCUUGAAGGGAUGUUGACAGACAGCAUUAGGGUACGCCAUAGCAGACCAUAGGGAAGGGCGGAAUCACUUCAAUUCAAAUGAUAAUAAGACAGGACAGAUUACUACAGUUUGUCUCAGGAGAAACCAAGUGUUCCCUCAGACAAACUGUAGGUCCUGCAUAAAUGUCCAAGAGGACAUUAGACAGUCGCAAAGGUGCCGAACAGUUUGUGUGUGGGACUGAUCCUUCCACACACGGCGGGACGCUUGUCCUGCCUCAGAUUGCAUCUACUCAGUGCCGGGAAUAACUCAGAUACAAACCCAACAACCAUCAGAACCACUGACCUCGUUAGUGGCAGCACUCUGGACCAAUUCAGUUGUACUUCCGUCCUGUUUUACUGUGGGAUAAGCAGAUCUUUGCUUCACAAGCCCCUGGUUUUUAAAAUGCUUUGUGCCUUGGUUUUUGCCUAUCUGUAUCAGCCUUGUUUGCUCAAUAAAAAGGAAAUAAUUUGCUUCA